Molecule: messenger RNA, 959 nt
Organism: Vitis riparia (riverbank grape)
Lineage: Eukaryota; Viridiplantae; Streptophyta; Magnoliopsida; Vitales; Vitaceae
Product: transcription factor MYB8-like
Exons: 3
Coding region: 80-769 (229 amino acids)
Source: RefSeq, a predicted model, not a curated record
CACUUCAGCAUCCAUAUGUCUCAUUCCUUAAUUUGGCUAAUUCGUCGUUGUAUUCUCUCUACGGUCUUUCUCUAUCGCCAUGGUUGCAAUGAGGAAGCCUGCAGGCUAUGGUGAGAAGAAAAGCACAAAGAAAAGAGUUGGGUCUGAAAAGAAAUUCACUAACAAGGGGGCUUGGUCCAAGCAAGAAGACCAGAAGCUCAUUGAUUAUAUCCAAAAGCAUGGUGAAGGUUGCUGGAGCUCACUUCCUCAGUCUGCAGGCUUGCUUCGUUGCGGGAAAAGUUGCCGGCUGAGAUGGGUGAACUACCUAAAGCCUGAUGUUAAGCGUGGGAACUUUGGGGAAGACGAAGAGGACCUCAUCAUUAAGCUCCAUGCGCUUCUUGGAAACAGGUGGUCAUUGAUAGCGGGAAGAUUGCCCGGAAGGACAGACAAUGAAGUAAAGAACUAUUGGAAUUCUCAUCUAAAGAAAAAGCUAAUGCGGAUGGGCAUUGAUCCUAAUAACCAUCGCCUCGGAGAAAGGGCUUCGGGUACUAGCAAAUCAUUUGAAUCCAGGGACCAGACAAGCAAUCCUCUAAUCUCAGCUGCCGAUAAUAAUGCAGUCUUGGAUUCUACAUGUGGCUCAGCGAGCAAGACAACAAGCAGUUUGCCUGACCUAAACCUUAAUCUCAAUGUGGGGGCUCCAUCAGUAGAUGAACAAAUGCAGCUAACUGGGGCAAAUAGUCAUAAGGAACUUGAACCUGCUCCCUUUACAACUCUACUUCUUUUUGGAUGAUCUCCAUUGUCGAGUAUAUGGCUUUAUAGCCAAUGUGGAAGCCAAUAUUUAGGGUGAAACAUUUAGUUUCUUUGUGCAAUGUAGGAGGAAUAUAGGCUAGAAUUGAGUUUUAAUAUAUGUAACAGAAGAGAAACUUUGCAUACCUAAUUCAACAUUUUGAGUUUCAAAUGAAAUUUGUUCUCUAAAUGGA